AUGACAAAGGGAACAGGAAGUUUCGGUAAGAGGAGGAACAAGAGUCACACUCUCUGUGUGAGAUGUGGUCGUCGUAGCUUCCACCUCCAGAAGAGUCGUUGCUCUGCUUGUGCUUACCCUGCUGCUCGCAAGAGAAGCUACAAUUGGAGUGAGAAAGCCAUCAGGAGGAAGACUACUGGUACCGGUAGGAUGAGGUAUCUCCGUAAUGUUCCUCGCCGGUUUAAGACUGGAUUCAGAGAAGGUACUGAAGCGAAGCCAAGGAACAAGGCAGCAGCUUCAUCAGCCUAA
This is a messenger RNA of Arabis nemorensis, 288 nucleotides long. The record is from the annotation of a GenBank genome assembly. Lineage: Eukaryota; Viridiplantae; Streptophyta; Magnoliopsida; Brassicales; Brassicaceae.